AUGUUACGUACUUUGCCAAUUCGUGCUUUAAAUGCAUCCAAGCCAUCAUUAGGCUUCUCGUUCACCAGAACUUCCACUUUUGGCAUUCCACAAUUAUACAAUAAAAGGUCUUAUUCUUCGGAAGCCCCACAUGGUAAUGUUAAAGAGUUAGAGGACUUGAAACAGUUUAAGCAAUUCAUCUCUAAUGGAGAAAAAGUGUCCGUCAUUGACUUUUAUGCUACUUGGUGUGGUCCAUGCAAGGCAUUGGAACCGAUCUUUGCUAUGUUAUCUGAAAGAGUCCCAGAGGUUCAAUUUGGUAGAGUAGACGUUGAUAAAGCCCAGGAUACUGCAAUGGAAUACGGGAUUACCGCCAUGCCAACAUGUAAAUUUUUCAAAGAUGGUGAACAACUCGAUACCAUUAUUGGAGCCAACCCACCUAAAUUGGUGUCCUUAAUCAAGGAACAUUCAGGAGUCGACAUUUCUGGAAGGUAG
This is a messenger RNA of Debaryomyces fabryi, 471 nucleotides long. RefSeq lists its product as uncharacterized. The coding region runs from base 1 to 471 and encodes 156 amino acids. Gene Ontology annotation, molecular function: protein-disulfide reductase activity. The transcript has a single exon. The record is from RefSeq and is a predicted model, not a curated record. Lineage: Eukaryota; Fungi; Ascomycota; Pichiomycetes; Serinales; Debaryomycetaceae.